Molecule: messenger RNA, 2136 nt
Organism: Paramecium tetraurelia
Lineage: Eukaryota; Ciliophora; Oligohymenophorea; Peniculida; Parameciidae
Exons: 3
Biological process (GO): ERAD pathway
Cellular component (GO): endoplasmic reticulum membrane
Molecular function (GO): protein binding
Source: RefSeq, a predicted model, not a curated record
AUGAUUAUAUUAACUUUAUUAUUAGGGAUAUAUGCUCAAAACAAUAUAAAUGAAUUAUUGAAAGAAUGGGAAAUUCAUAUUGAGUAAUCAUCAAUUGAAAGUUAAUCAACAUUCUAAGAAAUAUUGCAUUAUUUCAAAGAUGAAAUACCAAAAUAAUAUCAAUCUAGAUUCUUUAGAUUGUAUGGUUAAUACAUCUUUUACGGAUUAGAAAAUGAAAACACAAUAGAUUAUGCAAGAGCACUCUAUUACUUUAAGAAAUCAUCAGAUCUAGGGGACAUUAAUUCUCAAUUUUAUGUGUCGUUAAUGACAUAUUUACAUUUGGAUGGGUCAUACAACAUUUAUAGCAAUCUUAAAACAGAAUCUUAAUUGUUCAGAUACGUCAAGGAGAAGUAUCAAAGCAUCUCUUUGAUUGAUCUUUACUUCUCUGCUAUUUAAGGGUUUGAUCAAAGUAGUGUGGCUAUGGGAUAUAGGCAUUUAAAGGGAAUAGGGGUAAAUUAGAAUUGCUCAAAUUCUGCCUUAUUUUAUUUGCCAGUUUUGGAAGAAUUCGCAAAUUAGCCAAUCAAAGCAAAAUAUAUAAGUGAGAACAGACAAGUGGCAAAAGCUUUGUAUGACAGCAAUUUCUAUAUGAAUUAUGAAUUGGAUAUAUUUGGACAUGCCCAAAUUUUUGAGAAUUUGAAUUUAGUUACCCAUGAAUCAGCAGUGGAGGUAAAAUAAUUGGCAUUUAGUUUUUAUUAUGGAUUAAAUGGACUCAGAAGAAAUUUCACAAAGGCCUAUCAAUUGUAUUUGAAAUUAUAUGAUCAAUUGAAUGAUAAAGAAUCUGGAAUCAGAGUAGCACAGAUGAAUAUUGAAAACUUGGGAGUAGAUAAACCAAAUUACUAAUUGGCGUUAGAGAUUUUGAAUAAAAUUUCAACUAAAAAUUAAGAAUAUUAGGGAAAAAUUUAUAAUGCUUUAGGAUACAUUUAUUUUAAGGGAUUGGGAGUACAUUAAGACAUAAUAAGGGCUUAGGAUUAUUUUAAAAAAUCAGCAGACUUGUAAAAUAAUGAUGGACAAUUCAAUUUGGGAUCCUUGUACAUGUUACCUUCAACUAUAUAAAGGGAACGCAAUCAACAAAAAGGAGUAUCUUUGAUUGAAAAGGCAGCUACAACUGGACAUGCAAUGGCUCAAUACAGUUUAGCUUUGAUAUUACUUGAUGGAGUUGAUCUAUUUUAUUCCUGCGAUUUGGCUGCCGCCUUACUACACGCUUCAUCAUCAAGGGGUCCAUGGGCAGAUGUACUAAAAACAGCAAAUUACCUAUUUUAAUAAGAAUAGUAUACCUAAUCACUUUCUAAAUAUUUUGAAGCAGGAUAUUCUGGAUUCCUUGUGGCCACAUGUAAAUAAUUAUAAAUAAAUUUAGAGAAUGCUGCUGUUGUGAUGGAAUAAUAUGAUGCAUUUUAUUACAAUACUCUACACUUUAGUGAUGUAUAAAAUAGACUUAGUUAAGAUCCGGUUUAUUAAAUUACUGGAAAUAAUAAUGAUGCUUUUAGUUAUUUAUAUUAGGACUAUUUGUAAUUUGUAAAUUAAUCGACUCUGCAUGAAUUAUUGGAAUUAGACAGUUUUGGAUUAAAUGGAGUUUUAUAAUAUCGUUUCCUUAAACAAUGUGCUAAUGAGAAGGAAGCAAUUUGUCAUAUGAAAUUGGGUGACUACUAUUAUAAUGGGAAGUAUGAAGAAGUAGAUUUCUAAAAAUCGUUUCAGCAUUACAAAAAGGCAUUGGAUGGUUAAUUGAUUGAUGCCAUGAAAGCUCAUGUGUACUUUAAUCUGGGAUUGAUGCGUGCUUUAGGAUAAGGAGUUGAAAUUAAUAGAACUAAAUCAAUAGAAAUAUUUGAAUUAUCUAUAAAUAGUUAUUCACUAAUUCCAAUAUUGCCAGUUAAUGCUCAAGUGCAAAUAAUUGAUUUUUUGGUUAAUGUAUAUAAGCAAAUAGAUAAAACUGGAAUUGAACUGUUUUUGGAUGUAAAUUAUUUAGAGUUAGCAAAAUAUUUAAUUGAUACAGUUGAAGAAUGCUUAAUAGGAAAUUCCUAGGCUAUAGUAAAUGUUUCUGUGGGAUUUAUAAUAGUGAUUCUGUUUGGAUGGCGUUUGAAACUAAUUAAUUAAUAUAAUUGA